Teleopsis dalmanni is the source of this 1228-nucleotide messenger RNA. Its product is annotated as replication factor C subunit 4. Gene Ontology annotation, biological process: DNA-templated DNA replication; DNA repair. Bases 94 to 1167 code for a protein of 357 amino acids. The transcript is spliced from 3 exons. The record is from RefSeq and is a predicted model, not a curated record. NCBI's taxonomy places the organism in Eukaryota, Metazoa, Arthropoda, Insecta, Diptera, Diopsidae. Gene Ontology annotation, cellular component: DNA replication factor C complex; nucleus. Gene Ontology annotation, molecular function: DNA clamp loader activity; ATP binding; ATP hydrolysis activity.
UACACUGUAAAACUGUCAAAUUACGCGCGUUAUUUUGUUCUGCAGUUCAUGAUUGUUUAUAACUUUAUAUGAUUAAAUUUUAAUAAAUAUAUAAUGCAAGCUUUCUUAAAAACUGGUAAAACAACAGACAAAUCUCAACAGAGCACGUCCAGUGGUGCGCAUACAGGUGAACGCCGUAAGCCACCAGCACCAUGGGUUGAAAAAUACCGCCCGAAAAGCGUUGAUGAUGUGGUGGAACAGUCUGAAGUAGUAGCCGUGCUACGCAAGUGCGUUGAGGGCUCAGACUUGCCAAACAUGCUUUUAUACGGCCCACCAGGUACAGGUAAGACCAGUACAAUACUUGCUGCUGCCAGACAAAUAUUUGGAGACCUAUAUCGUGAACGUAUACUUGAGCUGAAUGCCUCUGACGAACGCGGCAUUAACGUUGUGCGUACUAAAAUUAAGAACUUUGCGCAAUUAACAGCUAGUAGCACUCGACCGGAUGGACGUCCAUGUCCACCUUUUAAAAUUAUAAUACUGGAUGAAGCAGAUUCAAUGACACAUGCUGCACAGGCGGCUCUACGUCGUACCAUGGAAAAAGAAAGCCGCAGCACACGUUUUUGUCUAGUGUGCAACUAUGUAUCACGUAUAAUUGAACCCAUAACCUCACGUUGCACCAAAUUUCGCUUCAAGUCAUUGGGAGCAGAGCAGAUUACAGCACGCUUGCGGCAUAUAUGUGAGAUAGAAGGCGUUCAAAUUGAAGAUAGUGCUUAUAAUUCAAUUGUUGAUAUAUCUGGUGGUGAUAUGCGUAGAGCCAUCACUACUUUACAGUCAUGCUACCGUCUGAAGGGGGCGUCCAAACCAAUAUCUACAGAGGACUUGCUUGAAAUGUCUGGCAUUAUACCAGAAAAGUAUCUCGUAGACUACUUAGAGGUAUGUCGUUCUGGCAAUUACGGGAAGCUGGAGGACUUUGUACGUGAAAUUGGCUUUGAAGCUUACAGUAUUGGUCAAAUGCUGGAGCAAUUUAAUGAGUACGUCUUACGAUGUCCAACUUUAACAAACAUGCAAAAGGCUUUGAUUUGCGAUAAACUCGGUGAAAGCUCUUUUCGUCUACAAGAUGGCGGUUCAGAAUAUUUGCAAAUUAUGGACCUUGGCUGUUCUAUUAUAUUAGCACUUAAGGAAAAGUAACUUGAAAUAUUUGUUUUUAUGUUUAUUACAUGUUUUUAAUAUAUAAUCUUUUAAAAUUAAA